AAAAUAAAAAAAGAAUAUGCUGACUGGCAGCGGCAGGGGUCCCUCAGCAUCAUAUACAAACUAAAAUAUUAUCCCUCCCAUGUCAUUCUUGCCUCUUUACCCCACCCAUUCUAUGGGUUCUCCACGGUGGCCGGCGGCGGCGCCUUCUUAAAAUUCAAGCUCAUGAAGUUUCCUUCUACUACACAUCAACAAUCGCUAGCUAAUUCAGCAGAUUCAUCAACAUCAAAUCUCCGGGUUUUUUUGCUGUGAAAUUUUUUCGGAAAUCUACUUUCAGAAGCACUAUUGGAGCAUAGAAGUAGAAAUCUAGUGACUUCCAACAGCUCAACAUGCCAAAAGAUAGAAGGGUAAAUUUGUCGUCCUUCAACGGGACAAAGGUAUCUCCUUAUGCUUGCAGCUCAAAGAAUACUGACCUAGAGUUAAAGAGCUCUUUGCCAUCAGUAGAGAAUGAAAGAGAAUGGGAAGAAGCUAAGUGUCCUAUAUGUAUUGAGCAUCCACACAAUGCUGUUCUUCUAGUUUGUUCAUCAGGGGAAAAGGGUUGCCGGCCUUUUAUGUGUGACACAAGUUACCGUCAUUCAAAUUGUCUUGAUCAAUUUUGUAAACUAUCAUCUGGAAAACAAUCAGAAGUUCAACAAACUACAUCGAGGGCGAUGCUCCGCAGGGGAAAUCAGCAACCAGAGCUUGUCUGCCCUCUUUGCCGGGGACAGAUUACUGGAUGGAUUGUUGUAGAGGCAGCUCGUAAAUUCAUGAAUUCCAAACAGAGGAAUUGUUCCUUGGAGACUUGCAAUUUUAGUGGCAAUUAUGGAGAACUAAGAAAUCACGCCAGGCUUGAGCAUCCCUCAGAUAAGCCAGCCGAGGCUGACCCUCAACGACUGGUUGAUUGGAGGAGGUUGGAGACUCAAAGAGACUUGGGGGAUACUCUCAGUGCAUAUCAGGUGCCGCCAAUUGGUGAAGACGUUCCUGGAGAUGAGUUCUUUGAGCUGCCUCAUGGUCUAUUUGACUUCCUAGAUGAAUUCUCUGAGGCUGAGGGUGGAUUAAGCGAAGACAGCAAUUCGUUAAUGGAUUUUGAAUUUGAUUUCUCCUUCCUGAACGACUUCCCAGAUUUUACUUGGUCACAUGAAGAGUUGAGGAUGGGGAAUGAGGGCUAGUCGAUCACAGACUAUGCUAGAUCCGAAAACAAGAGACCUAGGAGGCAAGCUCCACCAGACAAUCACGAGGGGACAGAUCAGCAACCGGAGGAGACACAAAUCGGUCAUCAAGGCGCAUGCCCUGCUCCUUCUGGCAUUAAACCGAUGAUGCUUGGUUCCAACUGUAGUGUGCAGCUUUUUCCUUUCAGGUUGAACGUUUUUUGGUUUUGGGUAUCUCAGCAUCUGUGAAAUGGAGAAAUUUCCUCUCAUAAUUCCUGUUGUUUGUACUCUCAAAUGAACAUUGCCUUUCGUGCUCCUCAUUCUUUUCCCUUUUUACUUUGAUACUUUAAGAACA
Messenger RNA from Capsicum annuum, 1479 nucleotides. RefSeq names its product monothiol glutaredoxin-S15, mitochondrial. NCBI's taxonomy places the organism in Eukaryota, Viridiplantae, Streptophyta, Magnoliopsida, Solanales, Solanaceae. The coding region runs from base 327 to 1145 and encodes 272 amino acids. The transcript has 2 exons. The record is from RefSeq and is a predicted model, not a curated record.